UCCGAAGUCAGGGUAGGACAGGCAGGAGGUGGGAGAGUAACUACGAUGACUUCUGCAGUACUGGUGGAUAUUCGAGAUGAGGUGACCUGCCCUAUCUGCCUGGAGCUCCUGACGGAACCCAUGAGCAUAGACUGUGGCCACAGCUUCUGCCAAGCUUGCAUCACAGGAAACAAGCAAUCAGAGACCAGUCAAGAUGGGGAAAGCACCUGUCCUGUGUGCCGGACCAGCUACCAGCCUGGGAACCUCCGGCCUAAUCGGCACCUGGCCAACAUAGUGGAAAGACUCAAGGAGGCAGUGUUGGGCCCUGAGCAGCAGCUGAAGGUAAUUCUCUGUGUACAGCAUGGAGAGAAACUCCAGCUCUUCUGUAAGGAGGAUGGGAAGAUUAUUUGCUGGCUUUGUGAACGGUCUUUGGAGCACCGUGGUCACCACACAUUCCUCUUGGAGGAGGUUGCUCAGGAGUACCAGGAGGUGUUCCAGGAGUCUUUGAAGAAGAUGAAGAAAGAUCAGCAGGAAGUUGAGAAACUAACAGCUGUUAUCAGAGAAAAGAAGGCAUGCUGGAAGACUCAGAUGGAACCUGAGAGGUACCGGAUCCAGACACAGUUUAAUCAGCUGAGAAGCAUUCUGGACAAAGAAGAGCAGUGGGAACUUAUAAAGCUGGAGGAGGAAGAAAGGAAGGGGCUGAGUAUUAUAGAAAAAGCUGAAGAUAAGCUGGUCCAGCAAAGCGAGUCACUGAGAGAACUCAUCUCAGAUCUAGAACGUCGGUGUCAGGGGUCAGCAAUGGAGCUGCUACAGGAUGUGAGUGAUGUCAGAAAAAGGAGUGAGGCCUGGACUUUGAAAAAGCCAAAAGCACUCCCCACCAAGCUGAGAAGUACGUUUCGUCCCCCAGAUUUGGAAAAGAUGCUACAAGUGUUUAGAGGUGAGCAGAGUUGGGAAAUAGAGUUUGGAUGUGGGAUUACCAUAGUGGUAAGAAAUAAAUAG
Orycteropus afer afer is the source of this 978-nucleotide messenger RNA. RefSeq names its product E3 ubiquitin-protein ligase TRIM22-like. Gene Ontology annotation, molecular function: protein binding; zinc ion binding. The record is from RefSeq and is a predicted model, not a curated record. Lineage: Eukaryota; Metazoa; Chordata; Mammalia; Tubulidentata; Orycteropodidae.